AUGUGUCCCAGCCUCUCCCCCGACAUCCAACAGGCUGAUGAUGCCAGGAAAACAGCUGUCAUCGACAGAGAGCUCUCUCGGCUAGGUGUAGACAUUGCAUGCUUGCAGGAGACGAGGCUUGCAGACAGUGGCUCCCUCAGAGAAGAGAGCUACACCUUCUUCUGGAAAGCCACCAUCAUCAGUGUGUACGCGCCCACACUGUUCUCUACCCCUGAGGAUAAGGACCAGUUCUAUGGUGCCCUGGAUGAUAUCAUAUCCCGAACCCCCAGCACUGACACGCUUUACCUCCUUGGCGACUUCAACGCCAGAGUGGGAGCUGACCACGAGGCUUGGCUCUCCUGUCUCGGUGCCUACAGACGCGGGAAGAUAAAUGACAAUGGCCAGCGUCUGCUAGAGCUGUGCUGCUACCACGCCCUUUGCGUCACCAACACCUUCUUCCCGUGCAAAAAAAUCCAUCAGGUCUCCUGGAGACAUCCUCGUUCACGCCACUGGCACCAGCUCGACUUGGUAUUGACCAGACGCAAGGACCUUGCCAGCGUCCUCCUCUCCCGUACCUACCACAGUGCUGACUGCGACACUGACCAUUCCCUCGUCGCCAGUAAGGUGCGCAUUGCCCCGAGGGAGAUACACCACAGCAAGAAGAGCAGACGGCCACGCGUCAACACCUGCAAUGCCACAAACCCCUUUAAGAUGCAGGGCUUCCUGAACCUUCUCAACGUGACCCUAGCAAGGGAGAUGUCUGAAGACGACACCACAGACCUCAUCUGGUCCCACCUGCGGGACUCGAUCUACAGUGCAGCCAUCUCCGCUUACGGAAAAAAGGAACACAAAAACGCUGACUGGUUUGAGGCUCACUGGGACAGGAUGGAGCCUGUGGUCGAGGCUAAGAGGAAGACCCUUCUAGCCUACAAGAAUGCUCCAAACCCCACCACGCUUACUGCACUCAGGGUUGCCAGGAAAACAUCCCAGCAGACAGCUCGUCACUGCGCAAACACCUACUGGUUGAAUCUCUGCAGUAGAAUACAGCUUGCUGCAGACGUAGGAGAUGCAAGAGGGAUGUACGAGGGCAUCAAGAAGGUGACAGGUCCAGCGCCCAGUAAGUCCGCUCCCCUCAAGACCAAGACAGGCGACGUGAUCACCGACCAAGGCAAGCAGCUAGAACGAUGGGUUGAGCACUACCUGGAGCUGUACGCCACGCAGAAUGUUGUCACUGAUGCUGCCCUUGUCGACACCCCCGACCUGCCUGUGAUGGAGGAACUUGAUGCACUGCCCACAAAGGAGGAGCUCAGCAAAGCCAUCAGCAAUCUCUCAAGCGGAAAGGCCCCAGGGAUUGACAGCAAUCCAGCAGAGGUCCUAAAGAGUGGGAAACCUGCACUACUCCAGCCCCUGCACACCCUUCUCUGCAAAUGUUGGGAGAAAGGAUACAUCCCUCAGGACAUGCGUGAUGCGAACAUUGUCACCCUGUACAAAAACAAGGGUGACAAAAGCGACUGCAACAACUAUCGAGGUAUCUCUCUCCUGAGCAUUGUGGGGAAGGUCUUCGCACAAGUCACCCUUGCCCGCUUAUAG
Molecule: messenger RNA, 1569 nt
Organism: Penaeus chinensis
Lineage: Eukaryota; Metazoa; Arthropoda; Malacostraca; Decapoda; Penaeidae
Exons: 2
Coding region: 1-1569 (522 amino acids)
Source: RefSeq, a predicted model, not a curated record